AUGGCCCUGCCCCACUCACCUCAGAUUGACUCUGCAGAGGCCGUGGAGCUCAGGAGGCUCAGGGAGAGGCUCGCUGUCCUGCCUGUGCACCAGCCUUUCCAGGAACUGGAGGUCAUCGCUACACUGGGCAUGGGAGGAUUUGGACGAGUAGAGCUAGUGAAGCUGAAGGACGAGGACACCACGUUUGCUCUGAAGUGCAUCAAGAAGAAGCACAUUGUGGACACCAGGCAACAGGAGCACAUCUACUCUGAGAAAAACAUCCUUCAGCAAACAAACUCAUCUUUCAUCAUCAGGUUAUUUCGAACAUUUCGAGAUGAUAAAUAUGUUUACAUGCUGCUCGAGGUGUGUCUCGGUGGGGAGCUGUGGACUGUGCUGCGGGACAUGAGUUAUUUUGAUGAGCCCACAGCAAGGUUUUGUGUUGGCUGUGUGUUGGAGGCCUUUGAUUACCUCCACACUAUGGGUGUUGUCUACAGAGACCUGAAACCUGAAAACCUUUUACUAAAUGCAGAGGGCUAUGUCAAAAUGGCAGACUUUGGCUUUGCUAAAAAGAUUGGCCUUGGAAAAAAGACCUGGACAUUCUGUGGGACUCCUGAGUAUGUAGCCCCAGAGGUCAUUAUGAACAAAGGCCAUGACUUUGGGGCUGAUUGUUGGUCAUUGGGAAUCCUCAUAUUUGAACUUCUAACUGGCAACCCGCCCUUUUCUGGCUUAGACCACAUAAAGAUUUACACCAUGGUCCUCCAUGGCAUAGAGAAAGUGGAUUUUCCCAAGAGGAUAGGCAAACGUCCAGACGAACUCAUCAGGAGACUCUGCAAGUUAAAUCCAGUUGAGAGGCUGGGAAACAAAAAGAAUGGUAUCAUUGACAUCAAGAAACACAAGUGGUUCCAAGGAUUCAACUGGGAGGGUUUGAGAUGUCACAAGCUGCUGUCUCCACUGAGGAGACAGCUGAAGGGGCCGAUGGAUCACAGUCACUUCGACAUAUUUCCUCCGGACACAGAGGAUCCUCCUGAUGAGCUGUCUGGCUGGGAUAAAGAGUUCUGAGGACUCUGAUAACAAAGACUUAAAGCAUUAACUGUGAAUGAAAGUUGAGACUGAACAGAUAUCCUUCUGUGCUGAAAGUACAGGGUGGGGAAGCAAAAAUGUCCUGUCAGGUAAAAACAACUAUAAAUGAGUAUAAUGUUUUUAUUCUUUGGAAUUUUGAACUGAUUUCUUGAAGAACACAAAUUUAAAGCUUUCAGAACAUGUUUCUUCAAUCUGUCCUCCAUCAGCCAUGAAGAAGGCCUCGAUACAGCCUCUGAAAGAGGCAGAGGCCCUCCUGAUAUCCUCCUUGGGGUAGGCCUCCCAUUCCCUGGAGAAUGCAGCCUUAAGUACAUCCAUAUUGGCAUGAGGGGUGGCAUUAGUCCUCAACUCAAUGGCGCCCCAUCAGAAAAAAUCCAGGGGGUUUAGAUCUGGUGAGCUUGGGGGCCAAAUGCCUUUGGGCCAGAAGUUCACCAUACUCUACUCACAGAACUUUUGAACCUUGAUUGAUGUGUGAGCAGGAGCCCCAUCUUGCUGCCACACAUAGUUGUUGUCAAGGUAGGUGGCCUUCAGCCAGGGCAAAACGGUGUAUCUCAGAACUUUGUAGUGCACAUCAGCCCCAAUUUUCUGAUCUGGCUUGAAGAAGUAGGGGGGCAUCUUAUUGCCAUCUGAGCCCAAGACUCCCAGGACCAUCUGGAGAUCUCUUGGUGCCCAAACUGGAUUGUCUGGCAUGCUGGAUGUGGCGAAUGGUCCUCUCACUGAUGCCAACAAUCUUGGCAAUGUCCUUCUGAGGGAUUUGGCCAUCCAGGACAUCACAAACCCUAUUGCGUUUUGCUUGUUGCUUGGUCACUUCACAAUGCACCAAGGUCUGACAAAUACUAAAAAAAAAUUGGUUAAAGGUAAGGAACUUUGAUUUUAAUUAUUGUUUUGAUUACCCUCAUCGUUUGGGCAGGACAUUCAAAUUUGUCAAUAGGACAUUUUUGCUUCCCCACCCUGUAGAGUACAUUCCGGCCAGACUUUUUGCUUAACCUCUUUUUUAUAAAAACAAAUAAGCAUCAUUACAGUCAGAUAAAUUACACCAAGGUAUACUGUCGGUCUGUAUUGUGGUCUCCUUCUAGAUACAAUGACAUACAUAGCAGCCGCACAGUGUUCAAUCAGCUCGACACUGAGCGACAAGAGCCAUGACAACAUUAAAAGGGCAGUUCAUGAGAAUUGGCAAAAGUCCUCCAUAGAGAUGUAAAAAACUGAUCACAAGCUGUAACAAACUUUUACUUGCUGCUGUUGCUGCCAAGGGUGGAAAACCAGGUUUAGGGGGGCAAUUCCUUUCUCACAGGAGUGAUUUAGCUUUUCAAUAAAUCUCCAGAAAAUGUAUGUAUUUAUUUCAUUUAAAAUUGGCAUUUUGUGUUUUGUGA
Acanthochromis polyacanthus (spiny chromis) is the source of this 2426-nucleotide messenger RNA. Its product is annotated as cGMP-dependent protein kinase 2-like. The coding region runs from base 1 to 1038 and encodes 345 amino acids. The record is from RefSeq and is a predicted model, not a curated record. NCBI's taxonomy places the organism in Eukaryota, Metazoa, Chordata, Actinopteri, Pomacentridae. Gene Ontology annotation, molecular function: cGMP-dependent protein kinase activity; ATP binding. The transcript is spliced from 10 exons. Gene Ontology annotation, biological process: protein phosphorylation.